This is a messenger RNA of Emiliania huxleyi CCMP1516, 156 nucleotides long. RefSeq lists its product as hypothetical. The record is from RefSeq and is a predicted model, not a curated record. The transcript has 3 exons. NCBI's taxonomy places the organism in Eukaryota, Haptophyta, Isochrysidales, Noelaerhabdaceae. Bases 1 to 156 code for a protein of 51 amino acids.
AUGCGACAGCCACACACCGGCAUUGUUGCCGACGGCUACCGCUCGCUGGCCGACAACGAGCCGGCAGCUGUCAACGUGACGGGCCCGAAUGGCGCCCCGGUGCAAGGCGCCGAGCGACCGAUGCAACGCGACAACUACGACCGGGAUUUCUACUGA